AUGGGGCUGGGUUGGUUGGUGUUCCUGCUGUUUACAGUGGGGAGUAAAGCAACGGAGAACAUGCAGGCCCCUGUGUCUCAGAAAUGUAAGGAGGAUACCAACACACUGCUCUGGGAAAACACCCAGGACAGGCCAUAUGCUGUUCAAAUUGGAUGUUUUUCCUUUUUGUUUACAGGUUGUAAUAGAGCGCAGCAGAAUACGCAGGCCUCGACUGUGUCUCAGAAAUGUGCAGAGGAUACCAACACUUUCCUCGGGCAUAUUACCCAGGACAGCCCAAAGGAAUAUGCUGUUCUCAUGUAUGAUGCAUUUGGAAAGAUGGGCAGCAAUGUGAAAGGAGGAAAUGUCAACCAGCCUGGCCUGCUGCAGCAGUGUCGCUCUGCACAUGGACCCACCUUCUCUGGCCAGUACUGCAAGGUGUUCCUUAAACAGGGAACAGUCCAGUACUUUGUGGGUAUUUGUGUUCCUGACUCCUGCGGACAAGAAGAUGUGAAAAUGCUGGUGCUAGACGGGAGACUUCGGUUUGGUCAGACGCCCCUCAUUCCUCCUUUUCCUCGCAUCCUGGUCAAUCACUCCACUCAGGAGAUGCUCAUGACCCACUGUUUGUCCGACACCAUUGCUCCUGGCGCAUCAGAUGCCAUGUGUCUGUUUGUGUGUUUUGUAAUGCUAGCCAUCCCUCUUGCGGCUACCCUGCUAACAGCUAUGAACCUUCUGCAAGGGAAGAAAGAGGUCGCCCCCACAGUGAAGCCUUCCUCCUCUGAAACUAAAAGUAACACUUCGGAGGAAGCGAGCAGCACCACGAACACUUCAUUGAGUUUUCCACAAGGCUUUCUGUACCGAUGCAUUCAGGCGUUCUCCAUACAUAACACCAGCCAGGGAGUCUUGAGCACCUCCUCAUCUGCCCCAGGAGGAGGCUACUCCUCACUGAACGGCAUCCGUGUUCUCAGCGUGUUGUGGAUUAUAAGUGGACACUCUGCCAUGGUGCCUGGUAUAAACAAUAUUGAUAACUACAAACACUGGAGGACAACGGUUGAAAACCACCCUCUGCAUAUACCUAUCUUUAGUGGGCCCUAUUUUCUAUCUGUGGACACCUUUUUAGUGCUAGGGGGUUUGCUCAGUGCGAAGUCUCUGCUGGGUAUCAUUGACAGGGCAAAGGACAAACUGACCCUAAGUUUGGUGGCCAGCUUCCUCUUCAAGAGGAUUAAAAGGAUUCAACCACUGCAUAUAUUUGUUAUGUGUCUAACUGCCGGCCUCAACUCGCUGAUCCAGUGGGGCCCCUACUGGUUCCCAGAAUUUCAUAAACUGUUGGACUGUAAGAGGUACUGGUGGGCUAACAUACUGUUGGUUAGCAAUUUCUUCCCAGUCAGUGAGACGUGUAUUCCUUGGUCAUGGUACCUGUCUCUGGACUUCCAGUGUUAUGCCACCACUCCUCUGUUGAUCUUUUUUUACAGACUAAACAAAAGGGUGUUUGUAGUUGUUGCUGGAGGUCUUCUGCUGUUGAACUCUGUGGCCGGAGCUGUUGUAACUGCACAGCUGCAGCUGCCUGUCUUUGUGCCGCCUAUUAUGGCGUCUGACCUGUAUCAUGUAUAUUACUAUAUAAAACCCUACACAAGGUAUGGCCCGUUUCUAAUAGGGAUCUUGACUGGAAUAUAUCUGAAAACAAAGAAAGGCCCGCUGAUAAAACACAAGUGGCAGGCAGCACUUGGUUGGAUCUUCUCUCUGUCUAUGACGGCUGCGUUGAUUGGAGUGUCUUACAUCCUCAAGGAGACCCCAGCCUCUCCAUCGGUGCCCCAUGCCCUCUUUCAGGGACUGCACAGGCCACUCUGGGCUCUGGUUGUGACCUGGAUCAUACUGGCCUGUGAGGAUGGCUAUGGAGGUGUGAUCAACAGCUUCUUGUCUUUGGGUUUCUGGGUUCCUCUUUCCAACAUUAGCUUUGCCUGCUAUUUGACACAUCCCAUCUUCAUGAUCUUCUAUAUUGGCAUGCAAGAGACUGCAAUCCAUUACACAGAGAUCACCUACCUGUACCUGUUCCUUGGUCACCUGAUGCUCACGAUAGUGUCCAGCUAUUUGUUUACCCUGCUGGUUGAGAAGCCAUUCCUCCUCCUAAAAUGGAGAGGCAAAUAA
Molecule: messenger RNA, 2121 nt
Organism: Eleginops maclovinus (Patagonian blennie)
Lineage: Eukaryota; Metazoa; Chordata; Actinopteri; Perciformes; Eleginopidae
Product: O-acyltransferase like protein-like
Exons: 16
Coding region: 1-2121 (706 amino acids)
Molecular function (GO): acyltransferase activity, transferring groups other than amino-acyl groups
Source: RefSeq, a predicted model, not a curated record